This is a messenger RNA of Leptonychotes weddellii (Weddell seal), 490 nucleotides long. Lineage: Eukaryota; Metazoa; Chordata; Mammalia; Carnivora; Phocidae. The record is from RefSeq and is a predicted model, not a curated record.
CUGCUCGCUAGGGGUGUCGCCUUAGAGAUCGGGACUGGUUGGGAUUGUGAAAGAUCAACAUGCCUUUGGCUAGAGAUUUACUACACCCGUCCUUGGAAGAGGAAAAGAAAAAACAUAAAAAGAAACGGCUAGUUCAGAGCCCAAAUUCCUAUUUUAUGGAUGUAAAAUGUCCAGGUUGCUACAAGAUUACCACGGUUUUCAGCCAUGCUCAGACGGUGGUUCUUUGUGUAGGCUGUUCAACAGUGUUGUGCCAGCCAACAGGAGGAAAGGCCAGACUCACAGAGGGGUGUUCAUUUAGAAGAAAGCAACACUAAUGAUCCACACAACCUCUUGAAUUUGUGUUAUAUCGCAGAAAGCCUUAUCAGUUCAGUAAUUCCAGUUAUCUACCAAGAUAAUGUAAUUAUGCUUAAUUUUGUAAGGUUUACAACAGUGAUGUCCUAUUUUGGUGUCAGUUUUUCAAUAAAGUUUUGAUUAUGGGCAAAAAAAAAAA